This is a messenger RNA of Babesia bigemina, 1657 nucleotides long. RefSeq lists its product as hypothetical. The annotation marks the transcript as partial. The record is from RefSeq and is a predicted model, not a curated record. The transcript is spliced from 2 exons. Lineage: Eukaryota; Apicomplexa; Aconoidasida; Piroplasmida; Babesiidae.
AUGUCAAAUCCCAGGACGAUUGAAAUUCUACUCAAUAUCCUGCGCAAUCUCAUACUCCAAGUGAUCCAAACGCAGUCUCUGCAGCGCCUCUUGACGAUAGUUCACAGGUUGUUCCGACCCUUAGUCUCCGAUAGUCAUCGCAAGAAGAUUCCCAUGGUCACGCUGCAGGUACAAGCGACAAUAGCUCUGCAACGGUUUCGGGAAAUCAAAGCUCAGAUCUCAACAGAAGCCCAACAAAGUGUUGAAAAUCAGGAUAAUGGCUCUGUACAUCAGCCAGGUCCGACACCGCCUGUUCAUGCAUCCCAACCUCCAGCCUCUUCCACCAGUCCGCCCGGACCCACUGGCCCUGGCAGUAUGGCAGGUGAUAGGAUUACGGGUCUACCACCCGUUUUUUCUGAAGGUCACGACUCUGCGGCCUCCGCACCUAAUGUGCUUCAUCAGCCUCCAAGUGCUUCAGGUACAGGCCUUCCGUCAUCUGGUCCACCUGGUCUCGGUAGUGGGUCUAACCUACGUGGCCCGGGGUAUAGAUCCGAAUCUAUUCAACGAAAUGAUCAAAGGAAGUCGACAGAUCGAGUGUCCGAUACAGAGGGGCACGCUACCCAAGUUCCUGGUCUAAGUGGCGAUGUGGGCAUUGGAGGAGGUGGGGGUCAGCAAGAGGGGCAAGAUAGUGUUACUCACGAACAAGAACUUGGUUCCUCUGCAAGUGCUAAACUUCAAACACGUCAAGUCGAAAGUUUAGGCUCCGAACGAUCUCACUCCGCUGCGGAGGCCGGUAACCUGAGGCAUAAUGAUUCGGGGCUUCCGCCUAACUCUGGUAUAGUGACUACCCAAACACAUGUGCCCAACCAAGACACUGUUCCACCUACAUCUUCUGUUGUGGAGCCUGGCCAAGAGAGCGGUGGAGGUAGCGGGGGUAAUGGACUUGACGAUUCACAUGACAAUCUUCCAUCACAUCAACAGCUUGUUACCUUUUCAACUUCUGCGUUUCCUUCGUCUGUAGAUGUUAAAAUUCAAGACCCUCCUCCAUCUGUUCUCCAUCCUUCCGAUGGUUCUGAGGGCACCGGUGACCAUACGUCAUCUUCCACUACUGAACGAAACUCACGGGUCGUACAGCUUUCUAGAAUCUCCCAGACACCUGUGAAUCCUGCCACUAUGACUAGUGAAGAUGAUGAAAUUAACGGAGGGGGUGGCGAUUUGUCAAUGGUCCAGGCUGCGGACGCAAUGAACCAGGUUUCUACAGGUCAAGAUCAUGACGCAUUGCAAGCGCCUGGACGCCAAAUUCCGGACGUUUCGACUUCAGAAUCUUCGCAGUCUUCCACCACUAACUCAAGCAAAGGCGUAACGCAGUUUUCUAGAACCUUACAUACUACUGUGAAUCUUGAUUCCCUGGGUAGUGAUACAGAGCAGGAUGAAGACACUGGAGGGGGUGAUGACGAUUCAGAUGACGGGGAUGCUGGGACUGAUCUACACGGUUCUCAGAGUGAAGAUGUUUCGGUUCCGAGGGGUGUGGGAAAUACAGGUUCGCCAAUGUCUAAGUAUACCGUGACUCCGAAGCCUGGAGAUCCUAUACAAGGCCCACAGGACAAUAUUCAGUCCGGUUCUUUUAUAGGCAGUGCAGAUCCUCAGGCUGUGAGUAUUCAGCAUCCGAACCCUCAGU